Molecule: messenger RNA, 1505 nt
Organism: Elephantulus edwardii (Cape elephant shrew)
Lineage: Eukaryota; Metazoa; Chordata; Mammalia; Macroscelidea; Macroscelididae
Gene: RRP9
Product: ribosomal RNA processing 9, small subunit (SSU) processome component, homolog (yeast)
Exons: 15
Coding region: 4-1434 (476 amino acids)
Cellular component (GO): small-subunit processome
Molecular function (GO): snoRNA binding; protein binding
Source: RefSeq, a predicted model, not a curated record
AUCAUGUCGGGUAAAGUAGCAGCUCGCAAGCGGGGCAAGCCGGCCUCGGGGGCUGAGACCGGUGCGGGCGCCGGCAAACGGCGACGAAAGGUCGAUUCUGCUGGAGCCAGGAGCAAAGCUAAGGGUGGUGGCAGGAUGAAUGAAGAGAUCUCCAGCGAUUCUGAGAGUGAGAGCCUGGCCCCGAGGAAGACUGAGGAGGAGGAGGUGGAGGAAGAGCUUGAGGAGACAGCGCAGGAGAAGAAGCUGCGCUUGGCCAAGCUGUAUCUUGAGCAGCUUAAGCAGCAAGAGGAGGAGAAGGCUGAGGCCCGUGAAUUUGAAGAGGACCAGGUGGCAGGACGCCUGAAGGAGGAUGUUCUCGAGCAGAGAGGCAGGCUGCAGAAGUCGGUGGCGAAGGAGAUCCAAGCCCCAGAGCCGGCCGACAUUCGAGUCUUGCGGGGCCACCAGCUCUCUAUCACCUGUUUGGUCAUCACGCCAGACGACUCAGCCAUCUUCUCUGCUGCAAAAGACUGCACCAUCAUUAAGUGGAGCACAGAAAGUGGACGGAAGUUGCAUGUGAUCCCUCGAGCCAAAAAGGGUGCUGAGGGGCAGCCACCUGGCCACAGCAGCCACAUCCUCUGCAUGGCCAUCUCCUCUGAUGGCAAGUACCUCGCCUCGGGUGACUGCAGUAAGCUCAUCCUCAUCUGGGAGCCCGAGAGUUGUCGGCACCUGUACACCUUCACGGGACACCGGGAUGCUGUGUCGGGGCUGGCGUUCCGCAGAGGCACCCACCAGCUCUACAGCACUUCUCACGACCGUUCUGUGAAGGUGUGGAACGUGGCCGAAAACGCCUACGUGGAGACGCUCUUCGGGCACCAGGAUGCAGUGGCUGCACUAGACGCCCUGAGUCGAGAGUGCUGCGUGACAGCCGGCGGCCGGGACGGAACCGUAAGGGUGUGGAAGAUCCCGGAGGAGUCCCAGCUGGUCUUCUAUGGCCACCAGGGCUCCAUUGACUGCAUCCAGCUCAUCAACGAGGAACACAUGGUAUCAGGAGCAGAUGAUGGCUCUGUGGCCGUGUGGGGCCUUUCCAAGAAGAGGCCACUUGCCCUGCAGCGUGAGGCCCACGGGCUGCGGGGAGAGCCAGGUCUGGAGCAGCCUUUCUGGGUGUCCUCUGUGGCAUCCCUGCUCAACACAGACCUUGUGGCCACAGGUUCCCACAAUGCCUCUGUGCGGCUCUGGCAGUGCGGGGAGGGCUUUCGGCGACUGGACCAUCUCUGUGACAUCCCCUUGGUGGGUUUUAUCAACAGCCUCAAGUUCUCCAGCACCGGUGACUUCCUGGUGGCUGGAGUGGGGCAGGAGCACAGGCUCGGCCGAUGGUGGCGGAUCAAAGAGGCUCGCAACUCCGUCUGCAUUAUCCCCCUCCGUCGGGCCCCUGCACCCCUGACUGCUGGCUCCUGAUACUCGCCACUUUUAUUUAAUUCGACCCAGCCUGUGCCCCAAACCCUUUGUAUUAAAAACGUCUUCUUUUG